ACUCACACACACACACACACACACACACAAGACGUCAGUGGUGAGCACGAGCAGGGAGAGCGCGGAAGCAAUUUCUUUUGUAGCUCGGUCACUCAUUGUUGGUUGUGUUCUUGGAAAAUCCGGGCAGAUUUCAAACGGAACCAUUGGGCUAUACCCAUGCUGGGGAUUUGGCUUUGUUUCUUUCCGCAAAUGCAAAAGGAAAAAAUAUGCAACGAAGCAUCGCUCUUCUCUGCACCAGCGUUAUCGGACUCUGCUUUGGUUCGAGUUUUCCAAGUAAUAUCAACAUAGGAGGAUUAUUCCCUACAGAGUCGCACGAAUAUGAAGUAUUCCGAUUUGCGCUUUCGCACCAUCAGGACAUUCCCAAACUGGUACCGCAAGUAGAUAUGGUGAAGAUGGGCAACAGCUUCUCUAUGACUUAUGCCUUUUGUUCACAGUUUGCAAAAGGAGUGUAUGCCAUCAUUGGUGUGUACGACAGGAAGACGGUGAGCAUGCUGAUGUCAUUUUGUGGUGCGCUGCACGUCUGUUUUGUGACACCCAGCUUCCCCAUUGAGACCUCCAACCAAUUUGUGAUUCAACUGCGGCCCGAGAUGCAGGACGCCUUGGUUGGGGUCAUUGAACACUACAAGUGGACCAAGUUUGUCUACAUGUAUAGCUCCGAUUCAGGACUAAUCAUUCUGCAGAAGGUUCUGGACACAGCAGCAGAGCGGAACUGGCUGGUCACCUCAGUGAAUGUGGAGACCAUGACUGAGGCAUCCUUCCUCAAAGUCUUUCAGGACCUAGACAAGAGGAAGGAAGGCCAGAUCAUAAUUGAUUGUGAGCUGGAGCGCCUCAGCUCCAUCCUGAAGAAGAUUGUAGAACUGGGAAAAAACCAUAAGAGCUAUCACUACAUACUGGCAAACCUGGGCUUUAUGGACAUUGACCUGUCUGAGUUUAAGAAAGGUGAGGCUAAUGUGACAGGCUUCCAGCUUGUGAACUAUGCAGAUCCAGGUGUUAACAGAAUAGUUCAGCAGUGGAUGGACUUUGACAAUAAAGACUCCAAAGUUCCAAAGAAAGGACUCAAGUAUACUGGAGCUCUCACUUAUGAUGGUGUUAAAGUGAUGUCUACAGCUUUUCAGAAUCUCCGCAGGCAGAGGAUUGACAUAUCACGCCGUGGUAAUGCUGGUGAAUGCCUUGCAAACCCACCAGCCCCCUGGGGCCAGGGCAUUGACAUUCAGAGAGCUUUGCAGCAGGUCCGGAUUGAAGGUGUAACAGGACACAUCCAGUUUAAUGAGAAAGGUCGGCGAAUCAACUACACCAUCAGUGUGAUGGAGCUGAAGGCCACAGGGCCAAAGAAAGUAGGAUACUGGAAUGAGGAUGAGAAAUUUGUGGGCACAGCAGCCUACAUGUCUGGAAGUAAUGACACCUAUGGAUUUCAGAACCGCACAUACAUCGUCACCACCAUCUUGGAAUCUCCAUAUGUGAUGUUGAAGAAGAAUCAUGAAAAGCUUGUAGGAAAUGAUAAGUAUGAAGGCUACUGUGUGGAGCUGGCAGCAGAAAUAGCCAAGCAUGUGGGAUACCAGUACAAACUCAAGAUUGUUGCCGAUGGAAAGUAUGGAGCCCGGGAUCCAGAGACAAAGAUGUGGAAUGGGAUGGUUGGGGAACUGGUUUACGGAAAAGCCGAUGUUGCAGUGGCACCACUGACUAUCACAUUGGUGAGAGAGGAAGUCAUUGACUUCUCCAAGCCCUUCAUGAGCCUGGGCAUUUCAAUUAUGAUCAAGAAGCCCACAAAGUCCAAACCAGGAGUCUUCUCUUUUCUUGACCCACUGGCCUAUGAGAUUUGGAUGUGUAUCGUGUUUGCCUACAUUGGCGUAAGUGUGGUACUCUUUCUGGUCAGCCGCUUCAGCCCAUAUGAGUGGCAUGCUGAGGACUGUGAGGAAAGAGGAGAGGCCAAUACCAACCAGGCUGGAUCCUUGUCAGGCCAAAAUGCACAGAAUCAGGCCCAACAGAACCAGGAGCAGACCAACGAAUUUGGCAUCUUCAACAGCCUCUGGUUCUCACUAGGAGCUUUCAUGCAGCAAGGAUGUGACAUCUCACCCAGAUCUCUCUCAGGCCGGAUCGUAGGUGGUGUCUGGUGGUUCUUCACCCUCAUCAUCAUUUCAUCCUACACAGCGAACCUGGCAGCCUUCCUCACCGUGGAGAGGAUGGUCUCACCUAUCGAGAGUGCUGAAGACUUGGCCAAGCAGACUGAGAUCGCUUAUGGUACACUCGAUGCUGGCUCAACCAAAGAGUUCUUUAGGAGAUCAAAGAUUGCUGUGUUUGAAAAGAUGUGGUCCUACAUGAAGUCAGCCCCAUCUGUGUUUGUGAAGACCACUGACGAAGGAGUGAUUAGAGUUAGGAAGUCUAAAGGAAAGUAUGCCUAUCUGCUGGAGUCCACCAUGAAUGAAUAUAUUGAACAGCGCAAACCCUGUGAUACCAUGAAGGUGGGCGGGAAUUUGGACUCUAAGGGUUAUGGUGUUGCUACACCGAAAGGAUCACCACUCAGAAACCGAGUUAACCUGGCAGUGUUAAAACUGAACGAGCAGGGCCUGUUGGACAAAUUGAAAAACAAAUGGUGGUACGACAAGGGCGAGUGCGGCAGCGGGGGAGGUGAUUCCAAGGACAAGACAAGUGCGUUGAGUCUCAGUAACGUGGCUGGAGUUUUUUACAUUCUAAUCGGGGGCCUGGGCCUGGCCAUGCUGGUGGCACUGGUGGAAUUCUGCUACAAGUCAAGGACUGAGUCUCGCAGGAUGAAGCAUUUAUGCAACACCUCCAUGCAAUGUCUAACUCUGCCCAUGUCGUCAUCCCAGCAAUCCAUCAAUGAUGCCAUGCGCUGCACCACACUGACCCGGAUGAGUGGCAACGGCAGCGGUGGGGAGAACGGCCGCAUCAUGGCCCAUGACUUCCCAAAAGCUGUGCAGACAUUACCGUGCAUGAGCCACACAGCCGCCAUGGGCCUUGGAGCCUCCGGCAUGUGACUGGUACUACACAGACACUGUCCCCAACUGACCAGGGAUGCUCCAUACUGCCAAAAUGCACUCUCAGACUGCUCUCGGCAAAACUGACUACCCAUGAAACAUUUUUCUUAUAUAAGAAAAAAAAAAUCCCAAAUGUUUUGAUGGUGAGAAAAGAAUACAGAGAGGAAGAUGCUGUGCAAUAUGAUGCUGAGGGGACACUUUUUGGUAAUGUUCAUUUACAAAAAAAAAAAAAAAAGUUGUGUUGAUGCCAUGCCAGUCUAACAGAGCUGUUUACUUCUGUCUGUAAGUGUGCAAUAUUUUGGUUUAUACCACUGUUGUAUAAUGUUGUCUCCUACCUUAUUUCCUCCAGGAAAAAAGGAUCACAUGAAAUAUGUGGUAUUUUGCACAGAUUAUUAUAUGACUCAUAUGUUGUAAUGACUACUGCAGAGUAUGGUGUAUGGACUGAAGUUUUAAAAAUGCACAUAGAACCUAGAACUAGUGGAGAAUGUGGCUGAUUUCCCUCCACCAUUAACUUUGCUUAGCCUAAUUUAAACAAACAUAUCAGAUUGUCAGUCUGUUAAUAGUGUAAAUAGUCUGAUGUAAAUCUUAACCUGGGCAAUGGGAGAACAUUUGUUGUUGAUCAGUAGAGCAUAGCAUAAUGAACAUGUUGAUUAUAUUGCUGUGUAUUUUUUUUUUUCACCUCAACAACCUUGCAUUGCUGCUACGCCUCAUUUAAGGUGCCAUACCUCAUUUGUGCCAGGAUUGACUUGGGAGUGUGUUCCAUGUUUGAAUCUGCAGUUUCAUCAGGAGCACUUGCAGAAGGGCAUCGGCAAAAAUGUCACAAGCUACUGUGGAUAAAGAGCUUUUGAAGUAUUUUUCCCCUAUCAUUUGAAUGUCAUUUUUCUGCCCUCCAAAUAUAGUAUUGUCAUUCAUUUAUACUGUGCACAGAGCCAAAGCUAAGCAUUUUUGAAGUGUUGCUACAGUACCGACAUCUUUUUGAUACAAUAUUGUUUUUACAUCAGUCUAUUGCAAAUGAACAUUCCUCAACUGCCUUGUACUUUUAAAAAAUCUGAUUCAUUUUAGAGCCCGAAGUAUGUGCCAUUUUAUUACUAAGUUCCGAGACUGUAUAUGGAGGAAAUGCUGAUGGAUGUUGGCCUGCCUUUAAAUUCUCUCUCUGCACACAUGCUUUAAGAAAGGUUCAUUGAUGACUCCUGUUUUUAGCCUAUUCUUAACUUUUAGAGAAAAAGAUCACCACUGACAGUGGAAGUUAACUAAGAUCUAUGUUUAACUCUUGUUUGGGAAACCAGCUCUCAGAGUGAGCUCCAUCCUGAUGCAUUGAAUUUAAAAUAAAAGAGCUUCCCAGGAGUACUAUGCUUUCACACCACACACCAUGCUUUGUCCUCUGUGUAAACAAAGAGUGCUUUGUACUUCCCUCACUCUCUGUUUCUAGCUUCUUUCAUGUCUUUUAUGAAGGCACAGGAGUCUGGGCUGCUUUGUGGCCUCAUGUUCUAAACAUAUUUUAUACACAGUAACAGAUUUGUAAUGGCUGACAGAGACAACGAAUAAUAGUAGAGUAAGGAUUUUUGAGUGCUGUAUGAUUUGCUGUUUUUCAUAUGAACUCGUAUGUUGAGGCAAUGCUUCAUUAAAGGGAGGUAGUCAUUACAGAGAUAAGAAUAAUUGAGCAGUUAGUUGAGAUACUUUGUGUUUCUGGUUAACAGUGUUACUCUUUUCUGUGGUUGCGAUGCAAAAAUGAUCUUCUACGCUCACACUUUCACAAUGAUGUGAUUUGUUUAUUUAUGUUUGUUUGUUGGGCUUAUGUUGAUCAUAAUGGAGAGGUAUGAUUGCAUACAAAUGGUAUGGAUGAAAAAAAAAAACGUUAAAUCAAUAAUGAGUAAAACAUUCAAAAUAAAAAGAAAACACUUUUCUAACCAAAGUCAGAUGUUGGUUGAUGCUUUUUGUGAUUAAACAGGAAACAAUUGUUGUAAUUUUUGUCAUUUGGUUUCUCUGUCCACUGUAUUUGAUGCACCAUUUGGGGCUGUUGUUGACACACAAGGGAAAAAAAGCUCAUUACGAUCUCUGCAGGUCCCCAUUAGGAAAAUCCAAUGAUCCUUUCAUUCAAAGCAUCUUACAACUGGGAAAAACUCCAUCCUAAUCAUAGAGUUGAGGGAUGAAAGCCUUGAUCAAGGGCCCAACAACAGCUCUCUGGCAGUCAGACAGGAUUUCCCAUUUAUGAGAUCCUUUAGAAGCUUAACUGCUGAGCUAACACUUUUGCGAAAGACAGGUGCUCAUUUGCUCACUGUAGUGUUUGGAAGGAUGCCAUGCGGCCCAGAAAACUCAUCAAAGGAUGAAUGGAGGGCCAAAUGUCUCCAUAAUGACACACUAUCAAGCACAGAAUAAAUAGAUUGAGAUGCCUACCAUUAUCAGUUACACAGCAGUAUGUGACCAGGUUUAACAUUACAAUUAUGGUAUAAUGGUAAAUUAAGCAAGAGUAAGAAAGUAAUAAGAAAUCGUUUUCCUAAUCAAAGCUCUGUACUAAACUGUAGAAUUCAUGUUUAAGAAACAUUCUUACUAAGUUAACAAACAUUCUUAUUAAGUUUAUAAUAAAAUAAAGCAUUACAUUAACUUACAGAAAAAGUACAUUAUUAGAAUUACUUAAAUGCUUUAAUUUCUGUACAAUUAAUGUAAAUAUGUGGCUAAAACCCAAAGUGCUUAUUUUACUUAUUUUCAGUAUUUUGCAAGUGCUCUCAAAACUAGAAAUAAUUCUAUUUAAUAAUGUUUACUUGAACUGAUUGGACUCUUGUGCAUGUGCAAAUCAACACAUGCUGACCAGAAGAGGCCCAUGAGCUUGCUGCGCACACGCUGUUUCCUUUGCACAUGUUUAGUGACAAGGUUGAAAUUAAAACAGUCACAUCAAGUUGAAUUUAAUAGUCCUGUAGAGUUUAAAUAAAUAGUCGUAUAAUGUGGGGGCGUGGUUUUUUAACUCAAUUCGAUAUGCAUUUGCGUAACUGAAAUUGUGAGCAUUAUGGAUGGGUUGUUUUCAAUAUUUCUUGUUUUGUGUUGCCUUUAAGACCUUAGACCUUAUUGUUAAGAUGAUUAAUAUGAAAUGUUUUGCAAGAUCAAGUGUUUUCUUGGUUCACAAUCUUUGUAUUUCUUAGUCAGUUGAAUGGUUUGUGUGUCUUGGUUUAGUAGUCAUUUUGGGUUCUGCCAGUUCAGUCUUUAUGUAAGCCCUAUGAAGUUAUACUUCUGGUGGAGCCAUUUAAGGUGUUAUUGGCCACUUAUUAGUAAAGAUGAUAAAUGAUUUGUGAAAGCAGAUGUUUCCAAAUGGGACCAAGAAAUGAUGUUUAGAUAAUGUUUACUUUUUACAGUGUUGAGAUUUACGUAAUUAAUUUAAGCCCUCUUGCAAGAAUUAUAUAAAUAAAAUUGACUUAAAA
Molecule: messenger RNA, 6403 nt
Organism: Pangasianodon hypophthalmus (striped catfish)
Lineage: Eukaryota; Metazoa; Chordata; Actinopteri; Siluriformes; Pangasiidae
Gene: gria1a
Product: glutamate receptor, ionotropic, AMPA 1a
Exons: 16
Coding region: 207-2993 (928 amino acids)
Biological process (GO): modulation of chemical synaptic transmission; synaptic transmission, glutamatergic
Cellular component (GO): dendritic spine; postsynaptic membrane; plasma membrane
Molecular function (GO): AMPA glutamate receptor activity; transmitter-gated monoatomic ion channel activity involved in regulation of postsynaptic membrane potential
Source: RefSeq, a predicted model, not a curated record